AUGGCGACGUCUGAACUGAAUUCCCACACUCCAGACUCUGUCAGGCUGGUGAACGGGACCAGCCUGUGCUCAGGCAGACUGGAGGUGAAGACUAACCAGUCUACCCAGACCUGGUCCUCAGUGUGUGAACAGGACUUUGACCGGCAGGAUGCAGAGGUGGUCUGCAGGGAGCUUGGCUGUGGGGCUCCUGUAGUCCUCCAGGGGGCGCUCUAUGGAAACGUGGAGCCUCCAAUGUGGACCAAAGAGUUCCAGUGUGGAGGCCAUGAGUCUGCUCUCCUGGACUGUAGAAGCUCAGGCUCAGAUAGAACCACCUGCUCACCUGGAAAAGCUGUUGGACUCACCUGCUCAGUUCAGGUUGGUGGGGGGGACAGUCGCUGUGGAGGAUCACUGGAGCUGAAACAUAAAGGACAAUGGAGACCAGUGAUGGACCAUGACUCCGACUGGUCCCUGAAGGCAGCAGCUGCUGUCUGCAGAGAGUUAGACUGUGGCUCUGCUGUUUCUUUAGGAAAGAGACAAGAGUCCUUAUACAGCUCUGUUUGGAGGAUCAGGUCUGACUGUAUUGAGACUGGAUCUGCUCUGAGGACGUGUGUGGACUCAUCUUCCUCUUCCUCCUUCCUUCAUCUCACCUGCUCAGACUCUGUCAGGCUGGUGAACGGGACCAGUCUGUGCUCAGGCAGACUGGAGGUGAAGACUAACCAGUCUACCCAGACCUGGUCCUCAGUGUGUGAACAGGACUUUGACCAGCAGGAUGCAGAGGUGGUCUGCAGGGAGCUUGGCUGUGGGGCUCCUUCAGUCCUCCAGGGGGCGCUCUAUGGAGACGUGGAGCCUCCAAUGUGGACCAAAGAGUUCCAGUGUGGAGGCCAUGAGUCUGCUCUCCUGGACUGUAGAAGCUCAGGCUCAGAUAGAACCACCUGCUCACCUGGAAAAGCUGUUGGACUCACCUGCUCAGAGCCUGAUGCUGUCAGGUUGGUGGGGGGGGCCAGUCGCUGUGCAGGGACACUGGAGCUGAAACAUAAAGGAGAAUGGAGACCAGUGAGUUACUAUUUCGCUGGCUGGACCCUGAAGACAGCAGCUUCUGUCUGCAGAGAGUUAGACUGUGGCUCUGCUGUUUCUGUAGAAGAGAGAAAAGAGUCCUCAGGCAGAUCUAUGUGGAGGAUGUGGUCUGGCUGUGUUGAGUCUGGAUCUGCUCUGAGGGAUUGUGCAGCACCACUUUCCUCUUCCUCAUCCUUCCUUAAUCUCACCUGCUCAGACCUGCUCCUUCAGCCCAACAUCUCUGUGUCCUCCUCCGUGGUCGGGGUCUCCGAGGAGGACCAGCAGCAGGGGUUCCAGGUGUUCUGGGGCUCCACCUUCACCAUUAGCUGCUCCGUCCAGCCCCAGUACCCAGGAGGCUCCUUCCAGCUCAGCUUCACCUCCUCCGACUCAGCACACAACACCACCCAGCCAGCUGUCAAUCACUCUGCCCACUUCCUGUUUCAUGUGGCAGAGCCCGCCCACCAAGGAAGCUACAGCUGUGUUUAUCAGCUCCAUGUUUUCUCUCAUAACUUCUCGUCUGAGAGCCGGGUGCUCUCCCUCAGCAUCAUGGAUCCGAGGCCUUUAAUCAUCAGAGCGACCGUCCUGCUGCUGGUUCUGCUGCUGGAGAACAUCGUUCUUUACUUCUACUGCAGGGCCAGCAGGGGGCAGCUGCCGUGCAGACAGAAGAAGACUGAUCCAGAUUAUUAUAACCUGGGUGUCCCUGCAGCUGAAGGAGGGCCGACUGAAGAGGAAGGAGCUCAGGGAGCAGAGUAGCACCUCCGAGGACCUCAUGGAGGUCCAGCAUUUAUGCCCCUUUUCAUCCCCACUUGGAAUAGUUC
Molecule: messenger RNA, 1850 nt
Organism: Etheostoma spectabile (orangethroat darter)
Lineage: Eukaryota; Metazoa; Chordata; Actinopteri; Perciformes; Percidae
Product: scavenger receptor cysteine-rich type 1 protein M130
Exons: 8
Coding region: 1-1785 (594 amino acids)
Cellular component (GO): membrane
Source: RefSeq, a predicted model, not a curated record